This is a messenger RNA of Auanema sp. JU1783, 2280 nucleotides long. NCBI's taxonomy places the organism in Eukaryota, Metazoa, Nematoda, Chromadorea, Rhabditida, Rhabditidae. The record is from the annotation of a GenBank genome assembly.
AUGUCUGAUGAAGAGUAUAACGAGUAUAGCGAACCUAACUAUGAUGAGGAAUACCUUGAAAACAACGAUUAUGCGUAUGAUGAAGAGCAGGAUGACAACGAGUAUGCGCCUUCCAAUCACCAAGACAUCAACGAAUAUCGUGAAAACAAUGACUACACUCAUGGCUACUAUCAGAAUCCCUCUGAUGCUGGUGAUCGCGAUGAUAAUCAACAAAAUGACAAUAUUUGGGAGCAUGAAAAUGCGAAUGUAGAGGAUUACCCUGGUGAAGAACAUGACGAUCGCAGUGGUGAUUACGAAUACCAAAGAGAUGAGAGAAAUAAUUCUGAAACUAAUGAUUAUUCUGAUGUUAGUGACUCUUAUCAGGAGAAUGAUCAGGAAGAAGUUAUGGAAAAUUCCAAUCAAGUGAGGACGGAAGAUAUUCCUACGGGAGGAUCAGAGAUACAGGGUCUUUUCUCUGGCUUCGGAGGUAAUUCUUUCGGUGAUAUCGUAGGAUCAAUCGGAGGACUGAGCAAUGAAGGAGGAAUGCUCUCCAAUCUCUUAAGCUCAAACGGUGGUAUGGAAACAAUGGUGCAAAACAUGGUUGCUUCUGCUGCUCAUCGGUUUUUGAACAUCGACCCUGUUACCGGGGCCAUAAUCGGAUCAGUUAUCGGAAACAUUAUGUUCAAUUUGGGUGGUCAGGGCAAUAGUUUGAGUAGCAUUGGAAAAGUCGUUCUGGAUAACAUAAUUAGCGGAAAGUUCAGAAGAGAUAUCAAACCAUACACUCCCGUGUUUCCUACACAUGUUCCGAGGCAAUCUUUCGGGUUGAACUUUGAAACCGAGAGGCAGCGCUGUUUGAAUGAACGGCGUCUUUUUGAAGAUCCAGAAUUUCCUGCCGUCUUUUCUAGUAUCUGGUACAAACAAGAAAGCUAUGAUAAUUCUGUCACAUGGUUGAGACCAGGCGAAAUAACGGAAAAUCCACAGUUAAUAGUUGGAGAGAAGUCUCGUUUUGAUGUAAAACAGGGAGAGCUGGGUGAUUGCUGGCUCCUGGCUGCUGCAGCUAAUCUAACUUUGAGAGAUGAAAUGUUCUAUAGAGUAGUUCCACCAAAUCAAUCGUUCACGGAGAACUACGCCGGCAUCUUUCAUUUUCAAUUUUGGAGAUAUGGCACCUGGAUCGAUAUUGUGAUAGAUGAUCGGCUUCCCUGUAGAAAUGGAAAACUUAUCUAUAUGCAUUCAGAAAAUUUAAACGAGUUUUGGAGUGCUCUCUUAGAAAAAGCUUAUGCCAAACUCUACGGGUCUUAUGAACACCUGGAUGGUGGUACUAUCGUAGAGGCUUUGGAAGAUUUUACUGGCGGCCUAACAGAAUCUAUGGCUUUGGACAAAACCGAUAAGACAGUUGUUCUUGCUAUGAUUGUUCGAGGAAUCCAAAUGGGUUCCCUGUUUGGUUGUAGUAUUCAUGCAAAAGAGAAUGAGAAAGAAGCUAAACUGGACAAUGGACUUGUUUGUGGACAUGCCUAUAGCAUAACAUCAAUCAAAGUUUUGAAAAGCUGCAGAAAUCUCGUGAUAAUACGGUUACGCAACCCGUGGGGCAAUAGUAAGGAAUGGAACGGACCUUGGUCUGAUGGUUCUAACGAUUGGGAUACUAUUUCAAACGAUGAAAAACAUGAGCUAAACUUAGCGUUCCAAAAUGAUGGAGAGUUUUGGAUGUCAUUCGAUGAUUUCAUGUUGAACUUUGAUGAGGUAGAAGUGUGCAAUUUAUCUGCCGACGUUAUGAAUGAAAUAGCUGAAAUGACUGGAGUUAAUCUCGACUCGUCUACUGUCAAAAUGGAAACAUGGGGAGAAAAAGCAGAGGAAGGUGAAUGGAGUGUACAGCAAGGAACAGCCGGAGGUUGCAUGAACUACCCAGAAUCUUAUGUUCUGAAUCCACAAUUCGCUUCAUAUUUCGAAAUAACUCAUGAAUCAUUGGAAGCUGACGGCAAGUGCACUGUCAUCAUAGCUGUUCUUCAAAAAUUCCGAAGAGAAAUGAGAAGCUGUGGCGAGGAUAACCUACCGAUUGGACUUUCUGUAUAUAAAGUCGAUGAUAUGUACAGUGAGAACUCUUCUAUUACAAAAGACUUUUUCUUUUCUCACCGGCCCGAGGCUAAGACUAGAACUUAUAUUAAUCAGAGAGAAAUGACUCUUCGUACCCAGCUGACGCCUGGCAAAUAUAUUAUUGUUCCAUCAACUUUCGAACCUCAUCAAGAUGGCCAUUUUCUGCUACGUAUUUUUGCUAAUUCUCCAGUUCAAACUACGAGAUUGAGAUGA